Molecule: messenger RNA, 831 nt
Organism: Xiphophorus maculatus (southern platyfish)
Lineage: Eukaryota; Metazoa; Chordata; Actinopteri; Cyprinodontiformes; Poeciliidae
Product: SUN domain-containing protein 1-like
Exons: 7
Coding region: 1-831 (276 amino acids)
Biological process (GO): nuclear envelope organization
Cellular component (GO): nuclear envelope; meiotic nuclear membrane microtubule tethering complex
Molecular function (GO): protein-membrane adaptor activity
Source: RefSeq, a predicted model, not a curated record
AUGGCUGCAGCAUUCCUCCACACCUACGCAGGAACCUUCUAUGACCCCAAAGGCGACGAAGCCAACGGCCAUAGAGACCCCUUGUUGCAGGCCACCUGCGAGAUCCUGGGACCCCUAUGGUUUCUGAUGCCGGAGCGAGGGCUGGAACCCCCAGAGCUGAAGCGAGGAGAUCCUCUGGAACAACAGACACGACCAGCGGGACAGGACCUCACUGAUCCUCCGACUGACAGAUUUGCCUGCAUUAUUGCUCCUCUUUCCAUGGACCCUCUGGUUUCUUCACCCCCCACCAUAAACACAGUUUCGGUCCCAGGAUGUGAAGAUAAAGGAAGACAAAUACAGGAAGUGAAGGAUGUUCUGAUAGUCCUGCAGAAUAAGAUGGACUACCUUCUUCCAUCGGCAGAUUUGUUGCCCAACUUUGCUCUGAAAUCACAAGGAGCAAAGGUUUUACAGUGGAGGCCAUUAGCCGCACAUCCUGGCCAACUACAAAGAUGCGGUUGGUUUGGGUUUGCACUAGAAGAGCCAUUUAUCCACCCAGACAUUGUCAUCCAGGGGAGGACUCGCCUAAAUCCAGGAGAGUGCUGGGCUUUUGAAGGUUCCCAGGGACAUUUAGCCAUCGCCCUGUCCCACAGAGUCCUUAUCAGUCACGUCACCUUGGGUCACCUGCCUAAAAUGUUGUCCCCGACUGGUAACAUCUGGAGUGCUCCCAAGGAGUUUUCUGUCUAUGGAAUGAGGGAACCUGAACAGGAGUGGACUCACCUGGGAACUUUUAUCUAUGAGGAGGAUGGAGAUUCUCUUCAGACCUUUGAGCUACCGACAGCUUGUCUGCCCUGA